This is a messenger RNA of Lindgomyces ingoldianus, 2184 nucleotides long. RefSeq lists its product as uncharacterized. The transcript is spliced from 5 exons. NCBI's taxonomy places the organism in Eukaryota, Fungi, Ascomycota, Dothideomycetes, Pleosporales, Lindgomycetaceae. The record is from RefSeq and is a predicted model, not a curated record. Bases 1 to 2184 code for a protein of 727 amino acids.
AUGUCGCAGUCGCAUGCCCCAGAUAGGGCCCGGAAGUAUAAGGAAGAGCCGGCUCCUUUGGCGGCGCAGAAGAUGGUGACACAGUCCCCGGCUCAGGCUCAUUAUCCCUCGCCGCAUCCCUCAAAUCCUCAGGUUCCUCCACAGCAUCAGUCUCCAUACGUGCAACAGAUUCCAGGGCCACCGGGACCGCAGCAGCAAGAAGUUCCUUACUAUCCCGCCCACCCCAGUCCGUAUAGCACCAACAGUGCACCUAGCAGCUACUCAGCAUCAGAAACGCCAGAACUCAUGGCAGCAGCGACCAUGAAUAGGGGCGCCUUCCCUCCUAUAUCAUAUCAUACGCCACAGUCAAAUUCGCCUGCAUCUGUUCAGUCACCGCAACACGACCAGCAUGGGCGACCAAUAUAUGGCCAGCCAACGAGCCAGAUGCCUCAACAGAUGUACUACACGCCGUAUGCGUCAACAGGAGUACCACAGCAGUCACCGUACCCUCAGCACCCAUCUACACAGCAACAACAACCGAUGACGACUGGUUCACUCUUAAUGUCUCAUCAACAAGGCCAGCCAAUGCAGCAUCCGCAUCAACCUCAUCCACAGCACACUCCAGGAAUGACUGGAAGCCCUAAAUCGCGGAUGCCCCAGACGCCACUUCAGCGCCCACCAUCAGGACUCGGCCCCCCUCAAGCGCCUCCUCAAGCACCUCCAGUUGGUGCGCCGAACAUGCACCCAGGAGCUCCCGGAAAUGCAAACAUCAACCCCAAUGCGGCACCGGGCCCCAUUCCUGCAACCACUCCGCUCGUUGUGAGGCAGGACCAAAACGGAGUGCAAUGGAUUGCUUUUGAGUAUUCGCGUGACCGGGUUAAGAUGGAAUACACCAUCCGGUGUGAUGUCGAAUCCAUCAACGUCGAGGAGCUCCCUCAAGAAUUCAAGCAGGAGAACUGCGUCUACCCUCGCGCUUGCUGUGACAAGAACCAGUACAAAGGAAACCGACUACACUAUGAGACCGAGUGCAACACUGUAGGGUGGGCGCUCGCGCAGCUCAACCCUUGUCUGAGAGGAAAACGGGGCCUGAUCCAGCGUGCAGUAGACAGCUGGCGGAACAGCAAUCAGGACCCGCGGCUGAGGAGUCGACGCGUGAGGAGAAUGGCCAAGAUUAGCAACAGGAAGGCAGUUCAACAGACGCAUGGGAACCACAUGGCUGGGCCAGGUGGACCAGGUGCGCCUGGGGUUCCAAAUUCUGCCGGACUGGCAGCACCACCCCGACAGCCGAGCAUGGGCAUGGGGGGUCCGCAGUUGCAUCAUCACCAUGAGCAUCCUGGGGGACCUCCCGGAGGAAAUGACGACGUUAGCGCCAAUGAGUAUCCAGAAUCUCACACUCACCAUCAUCAGGCGCCGAAUGGACAAGUUCAGCAGUCCCCGAACGACGUGCGACAAGCGCAGCAAUUCUAUCCCCAGUUUCCCACCAGCGAUUCGGUGGCGGCGCAACAAGGGAGCAUGCCGCACAUGCACGAUGGUAUGCACCAUCCUCCAGCACCGCCCCAUGCAUCAGGUGUACCCGUUGCGAAACAAGAGCAGGAUGAAGAGGAGCGCAAAUUGGCUAUGUUUGGAGACUUACCAGAGUCCAAGCGCCGGAAGUUUAUUCUUGUUGAUGACGCCCAGCGUGGAACCCGAGUGCGAGUUCGAGUUACUCUCGAUACUGUCAAGAUGGAGGAGAUGCCCGACUCGUACCGCAAGUCGAACUCGGUUUUUCCCCGAAGCUAUUUCCCAAUGCAGAUGACGUCUCCGCCAGCAAGCCCCCGGGGAAGUAAAGUUUUCAGUGAUGAGGCUGACCCAGAGAAUGACCCCGGGUUUCCUUUGUCAGGUUCAUCUCUUGUCCCGGUGCCUACUCUUGACGGUGAGGCGCGUGUCCCGAAACCCCGAUUGACGAGAGCGAAGCGCACGAAGGAAAUUACGCUGAACGACUUGGGGUACCGUAUGAGUUGGAGUCAGAGCCGUGUCUUCGCUGGACGGACACUGUUCCUACAGAAGUCUCUUGAUGCAUACCGUAACAAAAUGCGAAGUAGCAUGGCUGGAGCAGGGCAAGACGUUACCACGGUUGCGCCACACUUUGAAACCCGCGUUGGGAAACGAAGGUGGAACGAAAGGAUCGAGAAGAACAGAAAGACGAGGCGCGAUGGCUCUCCUUAA